This is a messenger RNA of Leptonychotes weddellii (Weddell seal), 3464 nucleotides long. It is a transcript of the gene GDNF, whose product is annotated as glial cell derived neurotrophic factor. The record is from RefSeq and is a predicted model, not a curated record. Gene Ontology annotation, molecular function: growth factor activity; receptor tyrosine kinase binding; glial cell-derived neurotrophic factor receptor binding. Gene Ontology annotation, biological process: negative regulation of neuron apoptotic process; positive regulation of branching involved in ureteric bud morphogenesis; peripheral nervous system development. Lineage: Eukaryota; Metazoa; Chordata; Mammalia; Carnivora; Phocidae.
GCCACCGCCCCCUGCGCACCCUCGCUGCCCCAGGAUUGCGAAUUCGUGCCCCUGACCUGUUGGGCGGGGCUCUGCGCUCCUGCCCUCGGCCCUCGGAUGGGGCUCCUGGCUGGGACUCGGGGCUCCUGGAGUUAAUGUCCAACCGGGGGUCUGCGGAGACCGGAGCCGAGGUGCCGCCGCCGGACGGGACUCUAAGAUGAAGUUAUGGGAUGUCGUGGCUGUCUGCCUGGUGCUGCUCCACACCGCGUCCGCCUUCCCGCUGCCCGCCGGUAAGAGGCCUCCCGAGGCGCCCGCCGAAGACCGCUCCCUCGGCCGCCGCCGCGCGCCCUUCGCGCUGAGCCGUGACUCAAACACGCCAGAGGAUUAUUCUGAUCGGUUUGAUGACGUCAUGGAUUUCAUUCAAGCCACCAUCCGAAGACUGAGAAGGUCGCCCGAGAAGCAGGUGGCCGUGCCGCCCCGGAGGGAGCGGAAUCGCCAGGCCGCGGCCGGCAGCCCGGAGAGUUCCAGGGCCAAAGGGCGGCGAGGCCAGCGGGGCAGAAACCGGGGUUGUGUCUUAACGGCAAUACAUUUAAACGUCACUGACCUGGGUUUGGGCUACGAAACCAAGGAGGAACUGAUUUUUCGGUACUGCAGCGGUUCCUGCGACGCGGCCGAGACAAUGUACGACAAGAUAUUAAAAAACUUAUCCAAAACCAGGAGGCUGGUGAGUGACAAAGUAGGGCAGGCUUGCUGCAGACCCAUCGCCUACGACGACGACCUGUCGUUUCUGGAUGACAACCUGGUUUACCACAUUCUAAGGAAGCAUUCCGCCAAAAGGUGUGCGUGUAUCUGACUCGGGCUCCGGAGACUGCCGUGUAUUGCAUUCCUACUACGGUGCAUAGGAAGGGACCAAGGUUCCCAGGGAAUGUUAGCCCCGAUCGGAAGAUGAGGACCAAGGAGGCGGAGGAGGAGGAAGGAGGAGGAGGAGGAAGGCAGCCGUUGGGGGAGCCUGGUAGAGGGAGAUCCAGCUACAGAGAACUGGACGGGAGAGAAAACAGCCAUCUGGACUCUCCCGGCCGCCAGCCGAUGUCACCAGAAGCUCAGGGCUGGGGUCCCUGGCUGGGUGUUUCCUGUCAUCUGACACAGCCCACCAUGGCCAGUCCCGGGCAAAGUUGCGGAUGCACUUGAAACCAAACCAGUGUAUCUCCUGUGGUUUAUUUUCACAUGUCUGGAGACACCCGGGAAGCGGUCAUCCUGGUGUCGUUCCUUGUCAUGACGUUUUACCGUGGAAAUCGAGAAAGGUUAUUUUUCUGUCACUCAGCGGAGACAUACCCCGGAAAGGAGGAAGAAAACGAAACAACACAACACAACACAAAAAGCAAAGACACAAGAGAUCGUUACCCUUGAAUUUGAAAGUUGAGGCCUGAGGUUUGCUAAAGCCAGCAUGUUUUGCGAACGGUCGGCCGGUGAUUGAUUUGGAACCUGGUGUGUGGGGUGGGAAGAAGCUGGCUAGGAACCAAAAAGGCUGUCCUCCUGACUAAAAACAAACCUGAAGGUAUUUCCUUGAUGUCCUUGGAAAUAGCAGCAUUCUUGCAGGAGAGUGAGUGGGGAAGGCCUCCAGCCGCCCCGGGGCAGGGGGACCCGCUGGGCCUGUCGGUUUACAGAGAGACAGAUGUUACAUACCCCCAGCUCCAUUUAUGCAUGGUCACCAGUGACCAGAGAAGCUACUCGAUGCAAUGCAUCUGUUUCAGAAUACAGAAAUAUAGAGAAGAUAUUUAUUGAGAUUUAAGUUAUUGUUAUUUAUUACCGUUCACUAAUGAGUUGCUCUUCUUUUCCCUUAUUUAUUAAAGUUUCUUUUCAAAGGUGCCAAAGUAUAUGUGCUCGCAAAAUGCAAAGAAAAGUGACAAAGGAAAUUUUGAUUGGGAACAAGGGUCCAUGCUUUUCAAAGUAUUAAAAAAAGUUUUUCGCUAGGCAAAAAUCACUUACUUUACCUUUUUAAGAAAAGCCCUCCUUAAUCUCCCUCCCCCUCCCACCCAUUUCGCCUCUUCCCUAUUUUAAUUUUUGAAAAAAGGAAUGCGUCAGAAGGAGCACUUCUGACAGGCCCCCUUCUCGGGAGCGGCGCACAAAGACGCGUGCUCGCUGUUCCACCGCCCAACAGAUCCACCACACGCUUCCCUUUCCGUUGCGUGUAAGCUCUUACUCCCGACCACACAGAUCUAUCUAUGAGAUGCAUAACCGUGUAUAUGAAAGGGUAAAUCCCUUUUAGUAAGUAGUCCUGGAUUCAGUGCUGACCUAAAAGUAAGAUCAAAAUCCUGUCAGCUAGCCAUGGUUCUGCUGUGACUUGUGGAGACUCUUCCUCCAUCCUUCCAUCCACCCACCGUCUUCUAGAGAAAUAUGCUCACGCCCAGUGCAGUCAGGGAGCAUGUUGCCGGCCUUCCAGAAAUGGGAUCUACCUGGGUGCCAUAAGAGCCCCUUGGCUGUCACCCUGGGACAACAGUCGCUGUCCCUGUCAGAAGAAGGUGGCCCAGAAGGGAGGACGAGGAAGACGUGUCUGGCCUAGCUGCAUGCACACACCAAGUCUCCUGCCCACAGAAUGCCCUACCUGUACGAUGAACGCUUUUGGGGGGGGCAGGGGUGUAGGACGGGAAAACCCAGCUCCUCACAUGAGUCCCAGAGGUGGGUUUGCCUGGCAGCUGACCCAGGCUCAAGGUGCUGGGCCCUAUCUUAGAGUUUGUUGCAUGUUUCGUAAAAGGGAUUUUUAUCAAGGAAAUCAUCUAUCACUAUCCAAGUAGCUAAUAGCCCGAAAGUGUGACAGAUUUAGCAAUUAAAUGACCUACUGGCCUCCCUCAAUCAUGUGAAUUUUGCAAAGUAGCCAAGAGGCAGCAUUUACCAGACAUCCCUUCCCCCAAGCCCCAAAAGACUCAAGUUCACCAUCAUUCUGUCCCUCUCUGUCUUUUCUGCUCCCCUUGCACAACCUGGAAAUAAAGGAAAAGGACCCCCCUCCCACCCUCUCCUGGGGCCAGAGUGGGGACCCCGCUGAAGAGCAGCCUGCUUCAAACAGUGACAGACCCAGCCGUCUGGUCAUUCGUGAAGCACAAUGUAAUGUAACCCCAGGAUCAUCUGUCCGGUUCAGAGAAUCCUGGCGGAUUUGGUGGCUGGUGUCCCCAGGUGUCAGCCUCAGUUAUCCCCCCGAUUCCCAUGGAGAGUCCCUGCUCACAGGGGCUCUAGGAUACAGUGGAUGUGGACAGCUCGUUCCCGGCAUCACCUACACACCAUAAGCAAGUUUUAACUGAAGCAAAUCACUCCACCAAAUCCACAAAAAGGGUAAAGUUUGUGAUUUUUCUAUAUCAUUGCGAUUACCAUCUGAUCCGGUAAGGAGUGCACUUCUUUGGAAGUUCUGACUUCUCUGAUCUGUCUCAGUCGUUUGUGUUAUACAACCAAAGUUCUCUACAGACUUUAUUUUUGUACAAUAUCAUUUUGUAACU